Molecule: messenger RNA, 1974 nt
Organism: Haemorhous mexicanus (house finch)
Lineage: Eukaryota; Metazoa; Chordata; Aves; Passeriformes; Fringillidae
Gene: SMPD2
Product: sphingomyelin phosphodiesterase 2
Exons: 11
Coding region: 1-1590 (529 amino acids)
Cellular component (GO): cytoplasm
Molecular function (GO): sphingomyelin phosphodiesterase activity
Source: RefSeq, a predicted model, not a curated record
AUGAUCCCGCCGGGGCUGGCAGAGCCUGGCUGCCCGCACCGGCAUCCUGGAGCUCCGGAGCUGCUCUUUUUGGCUUCUAAACCGGAAAUUGGGACAAGCGCGCGGGGUCAGGCAGAGGGGAAGCGGAGCUGGCGGAGAGCUGGGGCUGCUCCGGAGCUGCUGGCUCCUCCGGGGUUUGGAGUCCCAAAAAGGGUCCGUGGGCUUCCCGAGUGGGGAGGUGCCCCCUGUGCCCGGCGCUGCCCGCUGACCCCCGCAGAGCCCCGACAAGCCAUGGAGGGAGAGCCCACCCUGCGCCUCCGGAUCUUCAACCUCAACUGCUGGGCCAUCCGCUACCUGAGCAAGCGGCGGCAGCAGCGCGUGCGGCUCAUCGGGGACACGCUGCGCCAGGAGGGCUUUGACCUGGUGCUGCUGCAGGAGGUGUGGAGCGAGCAGGACUACAGUGAGCUGAAGGUGAAACUUGCAGGCUGUUAUCCCUUCUCCCAUUAUUUCCGCAGCGGGGUGAUCGGCAGCGGCCUCUGCGUCUUCUCCAGGUUCCCCAUUCUGGACACACUCCUCUACCAGUACUCACUGAACGGGUACCCCUACAUGCUCCAGCACGGGGACUGGUUCUGCGGCAAGUCCGUCGGUCUCGUCGUUAUGAAGAUCUCAGGGAUCAUCUUCAACGUCUACGUCACCCACCUGCACGCUGAGUACUGCCGGGACAAGGACGCCUACCUGCCCCACCGCCUGGUGCAGGCCUGGGAGCUGGCACAGUUCAUCAGGAAUAAGGUGGAGGAGCACUGGGCAGGUCCCAGUCACUCCAGUUGGGUUCCAGGCAGGGCAGGGAAGGACAGCCACCCCUGUCCCCACAGACACACCUCAAAAGCAGCAGAUGUGGUGCUGCUGGGAGGGGACCUGAACAUGCACCCUGAAGAUGUGGGCAUCCGGCUGCUGCGUGGCUGGACGGGGCUGCAGGACGCCUUUGCUGAGGCCAUGCACUUUGAGGGCUGUAAGAACGGCUGCACCCUUGUCCCUGACAACUGCUUCACUGACAAGUCAGAGCUGCUGCCCUUCCCGCUGGGCAUCCGCAUUGACUACAUCCUCUACAAGGCCAUCUCCAGCUUCACGGUGAAGUGUGAGGAGCUGAAGACCACCACGGGGCGAGCCCCAGGCAUGGACAUCCCCUUCUCUGACCAUGAAGCUGUGAUGGCAACACUGCACAUCCAGAGGCAGGGACAGCCUGCAGGUGCCACCCUUGGCACAGCUGACCCAGCACUGGCAGAUGUGGUGACAGAGGCACGGACAGAGGUGGGCGCGGGGCUGCGGGCGGCGCGGCGGCAGCGCUACUCCUCGGGCAGGAUGGCCGUGCUGGCCCUGCUGCUGCUGCUGCUCCAGGCUGCAGCUGCACUGGCCACACUGGCAGGACUGGGCGCAGAGCAGCCCUUCCCCAAGCUCUCCUUCUGCCUGCUGGCCUUCCUCGCCCUCGGCGUCCUCGUCCUCGCCACCGGUCUCCACCUGUUUCACACCAUGGAGGUGAAGAUGCUGCACGGCACCGAGGACCAGAUGUGGAUGGUGCUGAGGGCCCUGCAGGAGCGUCCCAGCGAAGGCUGAGCUGAGGCUCUGGCUGUCCCACCAUGUCCCCCUUGGCCACACCAUGCCCCCUUUUUCAUCCUUGUUUUUAGCUGACUUCAGGACUUAGGCGAGCAGCACUGCAGCCAAUGCAGCAGUGCAGGUUUGGCAGCUGCCUCUGGGUGAAAUUGAGGUUUUUGGGGUAGAUUUAUUGCAUUCACCCCUGUGAGAACCACGAUGGAGGCAGAUUUUUAUUGCUGUCUUUUUAAAUACACUAUUUUGUACACAGAGGGACCCACUGGGCUGGCUGGAAGGCUUGAGACACUAAGGCUCCCCUUGCUUGGGAUGGCCUCAAAGUUUACACUGGUGGCUGUUCUAGCAGCCAGUCCUGACUGAUGGAAAAUAAAGGCAACAUUUUAACCUUUG